GUUCACAAUGGGAACCUUCAGCUUGAUGCUCGCUUUACUCUGCAACCUCAGUUGGGUCGCUGUGUCAGUCUGCCUGUUUCAAACCGUGACGGUUCAAACCCAUGAAGAAGUCACUCUGCGAUGCGUCAACCUUAGCUGGAUUGCCGGUCACAUUUUCUGGUUCAAGCUGGCCGAUGGAGCCAACGUGAGCCGGAUCUCGUCUAUGUCCACCUCAGAAGCUGUUCCCUCAUUUUUUGAUGAAUUUCAUCAGGGCAGAUUUACCAUGAGAUCCAACGUCACAAACAUAUUUCUGGACAUCAAGCAGGUGGAGGUGAACGACUCUGGAUUGUAUUUCUGUGGGUUUUAUGCUGAGGAUUUCCCUGGAGUCUUCAGUGCAACAUAUUUACAUGUCGAAGUCAGUCUUUUACAUCAGAUUGAAGAACCAGACAACCUGAUGAACUGGAUCCUGGGUGGCGUAGUCAUUUUUCUUGCAAUGGUUAUCAUCAGUUUGGUUGUCAAAAUCAGGACUUUGUAUCCAGCUCCAACACACAGAAAUAAUACAGAACGCUGUGAGAAUUUGGACUCUUGCACCCAGAACUACUCAGCACUGAGGUUCCCUCCAAAAGUAAAAAGCAACAGAAGACCAGCAGCAGAACGAGUGGUGGAGUCACGUGGAGUUCUCUAUGCUGCUACAAGAUAG
This is a messenger RNA of Poecilia reticulata (guppy), 679 nucleotides long. The record is from RefSeq and is a predicted model, not a curated record. NCBI's taxonomy places the organism in Eukaryota, Metazoa, Chordata, Actinopteri, Cyprinodontiformes, Poeciliidae.